AUGGUAUCACUUUCAAUCAUAGAUCCUUCCCCAGCAAUGCUUAUUGCCAGCCCGUACGGUCUCAUAGAAUGGCCAAGUAAUUUUUUUCCAACCGUCAUUCCUUCAACGACGCUAACAAAAACCGUUAGAACGGAUUUCAAAUCGGAUAACGAUAUUCGAAACAAACUUGGGAGAAAUUAUAACCCGGGGAGACCACUCGCACUGAGCGUUCGUCAAAGGAUCCUCGAUCUUCAUGAGAAAGGACAUAAAAUCACUCACAUAGCACGAAUGAUUGGCGUAACUCAUAGCUGUGUGUCAAAAAUUAUGAGCAAGUAUAAACAAACAGGCUCUGUGAUACCACGUAGCUCCAGAAGCUAUGAAGCUGCAAAUGAUCUCAUACCAUUUAUAGAUAUUCCAAAUAUUUCAGAAAACAUUUCACCCAGAGAUGAUAUAUCCAAAACUAUUACAAACGAUGCUGUCAUAACUUCUGUUGUUCGACAUGUUGAAGCUCAGGAUGAGGAGUGCGGGAAGCUUUUCGUAGAUUCUGUCAUGGACGAAACAAAAGGAUCAACGUCUUUAGUUUAUUCGAUAGAAAGAAUAUUCGAAAAUAUUCGUUCGCUGUCUCUCUCAGACUCUCUGUGCUGCAAGUCAUAA
This is a messenger RNA of Auanema sp. JU1783, 633 nucleotides long. The record is from the annotation of a GenBank genome assembly. NCBI's taxonomy places the organism in Eukaryota, Metazoa, Nematoda, Chromadorea, Rhabditida, Rhabditidae.